AUGCAGACCUGCGUUCUGCUGUGGGGCCUGGCCCUUGGCCUCCUGCUGGGGGCUCUCGCAGGUGCCAAGCCUGUGCCGGAGGAGGCAGACCCCUACGCAGAGCCUCCAGCCAUGCCUUACUGGCCUUUUUCCACUUCUGACUUCUGGAACUAUGUGCAGUACUUCCAGACUCAAGGUGCCUACCCCCAGCUCGAGGACCUGGCCCGCACCUUCUUUGCACACUUCCCCCUGGGAAGCACUCUGGGCUUCCACGUCCCCUACCAGGAGGACUGA
Messenger RNA from Jaculus jaculus (lesser Egyptian jerboa), 273 nucleotides. RefSeq names its product otospiralin (gene Otos). The record is from RefSeq and is a predicted model, not a curated record. Gene Ontology annotation, biological process: sensory perception of sound. The coding region runs from base 1 to 273 and encodes 90 amino acids. The transcript is spliced from 3 exons. Lineage: Eukaryota; Metazoa; Chordata; Mammalia; Rodentia; Dipodidae.